Exophiala dermatitidis NIH/UT8656 is the source of this 1446-nucleotide messenger RNA. RefSeq names its product MFS transporter, FHS family, glucose/mannose:H+ symporter. Gene Ontology annotation, cellular component: membrane. Gene Ontology annotation, biological process: transmembrane transport. Bases 1 to 1446 code for a protein of 481 amino acids. The transcript is spliced from 5 exons. Gene Ontology annotation, molecular function: transmembrane transporter activity. NCBI's taxonomy places the organism in Eukaryota, Fungi, Ascomycota, Eurotiomycetes, Chaetothyriales, Herpotrichiellaceae. The record is from RefSeq and is a predicted model, not a curated record.
AUGUCUACGACCCAAACCAUGACCAGAUCGCGGCACGAGUCUCAGCCAUCCGCGCCGGAGACUUUCGAACUAAGUCUCAAGGCUCCCGGCAGGUCGCUACGAGAACUGUCACGACGGGUGGUGGGAAAUACUAGGCGACACGACCGCUCUUCUAGUACUUCUGAUGAAGAAGACAAUGCGACCACGACCACCGACUAUAAUGCCACGAACGAUGUACCUCUGCCGUCCGAAUCGGCCCAUUGCACUACUGUACAAAAAUGGAACAGACCAAAAGGCAACAUUGCCCGGCUUGCAUUUGCAUGUUUUUCAUUUAUCAUUGCCGGACUGAACGAUGCUGCAGUCGGUGCUUUAAUCCCAUAUCUGGAAUCAUACUACCACCUUAAUUACACCAUUGUCUCUUUGAUUUUUCUGACCCCCUUCGCCGGCUACUCGGUAGCCGCCUUCACCAAUGCAUCCAUCCAUGCCAAAUUCGGUCAACGCGGCAUUGCAAUCAUGGCACCAAUCUGCCACAUCAUUACCUACGCUGUCUUGUCCGCCCAUCCGCCUUUCCCUCUCCUUGUGGUGGUCAACACCAUUUCCGGGUUCGGCAACGGCCUGACCGAUGCCUGUUUCUGCGCCUGGGUCGGUGUCAUGGACAAUGCCAACGCCGUGCAGGGGGUCAUGCACUCUUGCUACUCGGUUGGCGCACUUUUGGCACCGUUGAUCGCCACGUCCAUGGUCGUUAACGCGGGUUUGCCCUGGUGGAAUUUCUACUUUUUCAUGAUUGGCGCUGCAUUCGUCGAGCUCACCGGCCUCACCGUAAGUUUCUGGCCCAAGACCGGCGAGGUCUAUCGGAUCGAACAUCCGCGGGAGAACGACGCCGGUGGAGGUCGGACGCGAGAAGCCUUGAAAUCCAAGAUUACAUGGUUGUGUUCGGCCUUUUUCUUUAUAUACAUGGGCAUUGAAGUCGGUCUAGGAGGCUGGAUCGUAACCUUCAUGCUACGCGUCCGAGGAGCAUCACCCUCUGCAUCAGGAUACUCAGGCACUGGGUUUUGGGCCGGCCAAGCACUAGGCCGGGCAUCGUUGGGAUUUGUCACCGAGCGCUUUGGCGAGCGGAUCUGCAUCACUGUGUAUUUGGGCAUCUGCCUGGCUCUCCAACUCGUCUUCUGGCUCGUGCCGCAGUACAUUGUGUCGGCGGUUUCCGUGGCAUUCUUGGGCUUCUUUUUGGGUCCCUUGUUCCCCGGAUGCGUCAUGAUGGCCGCCAAGUUGUUGCCCAAACAUAUCCAUGUCAGCGCUAUUGGGUUUGGCAUGGCCUUUGGCGGCACGGGCGGCACGGUGUUUCCAUUUAUUAUUGGUGCCAUUGCCGCCAGCAAGGGCGUCAAGGUGUUGCAGCCUAUUAUUCUGGCUCUGAUCGUGGUGCUGGGUAUUAUAUGGUUGUUGUUCCCACGGGUGAAAAAGAGAGAAUGA